UAGAUCACACGUGUUUACAACAUGGCGGCCUGACUCCUCGCUGUCCCUUUUCGAAAUAACAUGAGCUCUUGAAACUAGAUUUUAUUCGCGUCGUUUGUAAAAGAAGGCUGGUUUUUAAACCCUGACAUGGCGCAGAGGAAAAAGAAGCUGACUAAAAGGAAGAAACACGCAGCUGGCAGAGAGCCCAACGUGGACUCUGACGGCGGAGACUUCGAACUGGAUGUCCAAAUCAAAGACGAUGAUUCCCCCAGGGGCAAGCUGUUGCGCUUCCCCACUGCUUCGGACUGCCUGUCGGAUGUGGAGCCGGACACCAGGCAGCUGGUCCGAGCACAGAACAAGAAGAAGAAGAAAUCCGGAGGAUUUCAGUCCAUGGGACUCUGUUACUCAGUCUACAAGGGCGUCAUGAAGAAGGGCUAUAAAGUCCCGACGCCGAUCCAAAGAAAAACUAUCCCAAUCAUUUUGGACGGCAAGGAUGUCGUGGCCAUGGCUCGCACGGGCAGCGGCAAGACGGCCGCCUUCCUGGUGCCCAUGUUCGAGAAGCUGAAAGCGCCGCAAGCCCAGACCGGUGCCAGGGCCCUCAUCCUGACCCCCACCAGAGAGCUGGCCCUGCAGACCAUGAAGUUCACAAAAGAAUUGGGGAUGUUCACUAAACUGAAGAUGACUCUGAUCCUCGGUGGAGACAGUUUGGAAGACCAGUUUGCUGCGCUUCAUGAAAACCCUGACAUAAUCAUCGGUACCCCUGGCCGACUCAUGCACAUCAUUCAGGAAAUGAACCUGAAGUUGAAGAACGUGGAGUACGUGGUGUUCGACGAGGCCGACAGGUUGUUUGAGAUGGGCUUUGCCGAGCAGCUCCAGGAGAUCAUCAGGAGGCUUCCUGACACAAGACAGACUUUGCUGUUCUCUGCCACGCUGCCCAAACUGCUGGUGGAGUUUGCCAGAGCUGGGCUGACAGAACCAGUACUGAUUCGUUUGAAUGUGGACUCUAAGCUCAGUGACCAGAUCAAACUGUCGUUCUUCCACCUACGAGUGGACGACAAGCCGGCGCUGCUCCUCCACCUCCUGAGGAACGUGGUCAAGCCUCAGGAGCAGACGGUGGUCUUCGCUGCCACCAAACAUCACGUGGAGUACAUCAAGGAGCUGUUGUCGUCAGAAGGGGUGGAGUGCGCCUACAUCUACAGCGCCCUGGAUCAGACGGCGAGGAAGAUCAACAUUGGGAAGUUUGUGCACCGCAAAGCCAUGGUGCUCAUUGUGACGGACGUGGCCGCUCGUGGUAUAGACAUCCCGCUGCUGGACAAUGUCAUCAACUACAACUUUCCCUCCAAGUCAAAGCUCUUCUUGCACAGAGUUGGUCGUGUGGGCCGAGCGGGGCGCAGCGGCACGGCCUAUAGCAUGAUAUGUCCGGAUGAGGUUCCUUUCACCUUUGACCUUCACCUUUUCCUGGGAAGACCCGUGCAGUUGGCCACGCCAGAACACACGCCAGAUACAGACGGUGUGUUCGGUCGCGUGCCUCAGAGCGUCCUGGACGACGAAGCCGCCAAUCUGAUCACGGCGCACGACAACUCCCUGGACCUGCAGAACCUGCACCGCAUCUCGGAAAACGCCUACAAGCAGUACCUCAAGUCUCGGCCCAGCCCCUCGGCCGAGUCCAUCAGACGAGUGAAGAACAUGGACCUGUCCUGCAUGGCCGUCCAUCCUUUGCUGGGGUCCGGUUUGGAGAAAACUGAACUGGAACGCCUUCAGCUAGUUGAUGCCAUCAAGGGCUACAAAUCAAAAUCGACGAUCUUUGAAGUCAACUCCAGCAGCAAGACAUCCGCCAGCGAGGUGAUGCGGGCCAAGCGCUCCAAGGACUCACGGCGGGUGGACAAAUACAGCAACGACAGAGAAAUUCGGGCCGCCGAGAGACACCUUCAUAAGCCCGUCAGCAUCCCAGCCGGCAAAGACGCUGUCAGUGAGGAUGACGACGCACUACAGGAGGUCUUCUCAGAGGUGGUUGGUGGGAAAAGGAAGGGUCAUCAGGACGGAGGAGAAGAGCGUCCAAAGAACAAGCGAGGCAAAUGCGAGGCGGCCAAAGAUGAAGAGUACUACAUCCCCUACAGACCCAAAGACUUCAACUCGGAGAGAGGGUUAAGUUUGGGCGGUGAGGGCAGCACCUUUGAAACGCAAGCGUCCUCCGCCGUCCUCGACCUCAUGGGAGACGAAGGGGAACAACUCAACCAGCACAAGAGAAUUAUGAAAUGGGACCGAAAGAGGAAGCGAUUCGUAACAGAAAUGGGGAGAGAGGACCAGAAGAAGAGGAUUAAACUCGAUGGCGGUCAAACCAUCCACAAGAAGAAGAACAAGAAGAACUUUUACGAGGAGUGGAAGAAGAAGUACAAGAUUGAGGACGCAGUGGUGGGUUCAGAUGGAGAAGAAGGUGGAGGAGGAGGAGGAGGAGGAGGAGGAGGAGCGAGGAAGCCAGGAAGAGGCCGCGGUCGUGGCCGUCCUCAAGGCCAGAGUUCGGCGGGUCCUCAGUUCAUGGCGAACGGGACCAGGGUGCGCUCCGAGCUCAAGACCAGCCAGCAGAUCCUGAAGCAGCGCAAGAAGCAACAGAAGCACCGCUUCCUGCAGAGCGGAGGCCACAAGAAAAUACGCGCCAAGAACAAGAAAUGGCUGGGAGAGGUGAAGAAGUCCGGCUUCGGUCGAGGCAGCCAAAAGAAGGGCAAGAUGAAGAAGAGGUUGUGAGAAUGAGCAAUGAGAUAUUUUAGUUAAGGAUUUAAGGUGGAGAUGCUCAUUGGGAUUCUCCAUCAUCACUAUGUGAACUCUCUGAAUGGGAAUGUUUGAGAGUGAUUUGUUUUAGAGACGCUUUUGAUUCUCUACUGUGUAUGUAACAUAAAUAAUUCAUAUAAAUACAGACAAAAACAGGGCAACUUU
Messenger RNA from Phycodurus eques (leafy seadragon), 2910 nucleotides. It is a transcript of the gene ddx54, whose product is annotated as DEAD (Asp-Glu-Ala-Asp) box polypeptide 54. The record is from RefSeq and is a predicted model, not a curated record. The transcript is spliced from 20 exons. Bases 127 to 2721 code for a protein of 864 amino acids. Gene Ontology annotation, molecular function: ATP binding; RNA binding; RNA helicase activity. Lineage: Eukaryota; Metazoa; Chordata; Actinopteri; Syngnathiformes; Syngnathidae. Gene Ontology annotation, cellular component: nucleus.